Messenger RNA from Aspergillus nidulans FGSC A4, 660 nucleotides. RefSeq lists its product as uncharacterized. The coding region runs from base 1 to 660 and encodes 219 amino acids. The transcript has 3 exons. NCBI's taxonomy places the organism in Eukaryota, Fungi, Ascomycota, Eurotiomycetes, Eurotiales, Aspergillaceae. The record is from RefSeq and is a predicted model, not a curated record.
AUGACACUUUUGACAGUUAUCGACAGCGAUGACUUACCUCCAGCGAUUUUAACGCCCUGGACACUCCUCCCUACGCCAACCAAACUGCCUCUAGGCUGGUAUGAGGAAGGACUGCAACGUAUACAAGAAUUAUUCUCGGGCGACAUCCCAAGCUGGUGGUUCGCGGGACAGGUUGAGACUAGCCACUUUGCGGACUGGAACUCGCUACCGUGGUGGAACUGCACUUUUGACCAAGAACACCCAAUACUGCGCUUACUCUCAGAUGAGUUUCUUCUGGGAGAUACCUGUGACACUGUCCUGCCGAUGCCAAUAUCGCGCUCGACGCGUUCUACGCAUGGAAUACCCCGAGUUAACGCCAACAUCAACCUCUGCCAUAACAACGCCUCCAACAAGUACCGAAAAUUGCCCCAUAACCCCUACGACACCGCCGGGCCAACGCAGAAAGGUUUCCUUGCCCAGUGCAAGUACGUCUUCAGUUCUCCCAGUUUCAAUCAUGACAAGCAGCGGCUUCAAGGAUCUAGAUGUGCAGGUAUAUAUUGCGCAGAUAUGGCGACAAACUAUGGUGUUGCCUUGGAAACAAUGUAUGAGUUGAAUCCCGUGUCGAAUGGUGACUGUAGCGGGUUCUGGCCUGAAUAUACCUAUUGUAUCGAGGCCAGUUGA